Molecule: messenger RNA, 3248 nt
Organism: Vidua macroura (Pin-tailed whydah)
Lineage: Eukaryota; Metazoa; Chordata; Aves; Passeriformes; Viduidae
Gene: INSYN2B
Product: inhibitory synaptic factor family member 2B
Exons: 3
Coding region: 16-1593 (525 amino acids)
Biological process (GO): inhibitory postsynaptic potential
Cellular component (GO): postsynaptic density
Source: RefSeq, a predicted model, not a curated record
UUAAGUUGUGAUUCAAUGGCCCAGCAAAACAUGAAAAUGCGACCAGUGCUACUGAAGAGGAACAGUCUGGACUCAGCAGAUUUUAUGAGACACCCCCAGCACCGCAGGACCAAAUCCCAGCAAGUCCGGUUCAAGGAUGAUGGUGUCAGCACCAAGGCAGAGCUGGAGGCCAAUGCUGCCCGAGACACAGCACUCACUACUGGAAAAACUGAAAUAUUUAGGGAUCACAAUUUUUUGCUAACUCAGUCUCCAACUUUUCCAAGGGCUCAGAAGGGGCUUCGGAAUAUUGCCAUACAAACUUCUCCCAGCCUCAGGAAACACUUCCCUGUUUUUAAAAGGAAAAAGCUGACAGUAAGCAAAUCACUGACAGAAAUGCCAGCAGAGCCUGCAAACUCUAUCCAGGUAAAUGGCACCCUUUGUGAACCAGACAUUCUGUCCUCAGAGCUCUGCUACUUGAGGAUAAGUCAUGACUUGGAGGAUGGAUGCAGGAAUAGUGAGGUGGGCUUGGGUCAGAGGUCAUCAAAAGCACAAACCAAUGGACCGAGGUACUCGGGUGAUUUCUCAGUGUCAGACAAGACAACUGCGUCUACACAGGUGCCUGAAUACAUUCAUGUGAGUUUCCCACAGGACAGAAACGUUCCCCUGGACGCACCAGACACAACCACAGCUUCAAGUAAUUCACUGCAUUCUUCUACUGUCAUCAACAGCAACGAAAGUCAUGAAAACAGCACACUGUCAUCUGAUUCUGACAGAGCAGAGCCUUGCCUGAGCAAUUCUGUGAGCUGCAGUGAAUGUAACCCCCACUCUGCUGCUCCUGAAGUGGAGAAAAGCGAUUCUGAGCCGCCUGCAGCCAGCAAAGAUGCCAGCAGUAAGGAAACCACUCCAGUGUCACCCCCAUCAAAUCACAGCUCAUCUCCCUGUUUCCUCAGAGACUGUCACCAGGCAGGAGAGCACAAGCCAGGUUCCAGCUGUGUGAUGUUACCACGUGAUGAUUGCCCACCAGUGUCACUGCCCAGCAGCAAUGCAUCCAAACCAUGUCUGUCAUGUAAUACUGAGAUCCAGAAAAAUUCCACCCAGUCAGAUGUUUCCCAGUGUAACAGCUGUUUAGAAGGAUUUCACAUAAAGUCUUAUCCGCCAAGGAAUGAAGUAAACCCGCAAAGCAACAAAGAGAUUAAUGAAAUUAAUCAAAUUCACUUGGCACAUGGAGAACUCUGUGCCCUACAAGGCAGGCUGCAGUCUGUAGAGGAAUCCUUGCAGUCCAACCAGGAGAAGAUUAAAGUCCUUUUGAAUGUAAUCCAAGACCUGGAAAAAUCCAGAGCCCUCAGUGAAGGGCGUAACUUCUACCACACUGGGCAGGACCUCAACAACUGCAGCACCUGUCAGAACACGGCGUGCAUCAUCUACAGUGUAGAAUAUGACUUCAGACAACAAGAAGGAAGAUUUCAUCAGAUUUUGGAAACACUGGACAAUGCAGAACAAAAUCCAGCUUCAGCUUCACCUCAGAAGCCACCACCUGAUCCUCCAGCUCCCGAGAAAAAGGAGUUAAGGAGAAAGACAAAAAAGGUGAAAAGAAAAUGCUUCUGGUGGAUUUGACAUCCUCAUGCAUCUUUUUACAUUUCAGGAGACGCUAAAACAGAAAGAGCUUGAGAGCACACACCUGAAAAUGUGCUAUUAUGAAAUCACAAAGGUUAAGAAUGUUUAAUUAGAGUAUCUGAAAAAUCAAAAUAAUUGAAUUUUAUUAAAUUAGCUCACUGAACAAAGGUGCAUGAAGAUACUAUUUUCAAGAAAAGAAAUGGUUUCUUUCAAAAGGAAGUUCUCGUUUUUUUCCAAGGACACUUUCAUAUGCUUUGUAAAGACCUUUUUUCAACUUUCCAAAAAUGACAAGAUUCAAAUCUCUACUUUAAAAAGCAAUGGUAGACAAAACUAAGCAUGUCACUCAGCCUUUAUUUCCCAUUUAUAAGCAAGUUCGACUAAAAGGAAAAACUUCAUCAAGCUUUGAACAAACCACAUUAUCAAGAACAAAUUCAGGGAAACCUAAAUUGUUCAAACAAAUCUCUCCUCAAAGGAGACAAUUAUAAUUAUUUCACUUCCCCACUGAAAUUUUUGUUGCUGUCAUCUAAUAUUGAACAACAAACAAACAAAAAAAAUCAGGUUAAGUUUUAACUCUAUUGUUUUCUUUGUUUGUUACAAAAAGCCACCAUUUAGUAGUCAUUUAAUGGAUUUCCCUGAAAAGAACUGGGGAGCUGUAAAACCAGAGAAUGUCAAAGUAACUCUUGUCUUAAACCCCUGCUCAAGCAAGGUCCAGUUCAGUGAAUUUGAGUUGUGAGUAUCUCCAAAGACAAGAAUCCUCAGCUCCUUUGGAAGGCUGUUCCAGGUUUUCCUAACACCUAAUCUGAAUUUCCUGCAUCCUGAUUGUGCCCAUUACAUCUUGCUCUAAGUACACCUGCAAGAAGAGCUACAUGGAUAAUGAGACCUCUCUCCUAAGUCUUCACUUCUAAAAGACUGAAUAAAUCCAAUUUUCAUUGCCUCUCAUCUCCCAUGCUGCAGCCACAGCCAUCCUGGUGGUGUGAGUUGAUGUCUUUCAUACACCUGGAAGCCUAAAAUGGGACACAGUCCCUCAGAGGUCGUCACACAAUUGCUGGAUAAAGAGGAAUCACUAUUUUGGCUACUGUCUUACUGAAUCAUUUGCCCAGUCUAUCCAUUUAAGAUCUGUUUUGCUGUACCAAAAUAACCCGAGAUUUUUUUUUUUUGCCUUAAGAUGUAAAUUAAUAUAUGAUAAAAAAUUGAACAUAAAAAUAAUAUUUAGUGAACUGAUCUGUAUUGCACAACAAAUAUAUAUAUAUAUAUGCUGAAAAGAUUUUAUCAAAGAUCAAUGCAGCUACUUCUUUCCUCCAAAAAUACCCAAGGUACCAUAGCACAGGGUGUGCCAAUGGAACCCAAUUUAUGAUUGGUGAUCCCAUUAUUUUACUCAUGAAAACAUGGUCACCUUUCAUAUGGGGGGCAGGGGAGAAAAGGUUUUCCAAAGCAAGUUGAGUGGAAUGUACUGCAGAUCUUUUCUUAGAAGUGGCCCUGGUUCAGGGUAUUCCAUAGAUUAACCCCUGCAUCUUAUUUUUCUAAGUAAUCCUGUAUUAAUUGUGCAAUGUUAGUUUUAAAUGUCUGUACACUUUUUGUACACUUCUGUGUUCCUUGAAUUCUUAGGGUUAAUUACACAUUUGAAAAUACAUUAAAAGCAAUUUUGAACAGAAGAA